Owenia fusiformis is the source of this 2084-nucleotide messenger RNA. NCBI's taxonomy places the organism in Eukaryota, Metazoa, Annelida, Polychaeta, Sabellida, Oweniidae. The record is from the annotation of a GenBank genome assembly.
CAAACAAUUAAUGAGAUAAACGUUAUUAAAUACAUACGGCACUACAUUUGAAUAAAAAAGAACGAGAUAAACAUAAAAGGGUAGCUACAGUUAGACAGUUAACGCACGAUUAACAAUCUAAACGGAAAAUGUCGAGUCUUUGGAUAUUCACACUCCUCGGGUGCUUGUUGUUUAUUUCUGCAACACAAGCUCAAGUAAGCACAAAUGACUGUAAGGUUGAUGGCAAAGUAUAUCGUCCUGGGAGCAUAAGGAAGGUCUACUGCCAGGAAUGCAUUUGUAUAGAAGACAUCGAAAAUGAUGACCACUAUGUGUGGGAAUGUGAAGGUCUGGAUUGUCUCAUCAGGGCCUCGAUCAUAAACCAUGUGAAUGAGGGCAAUAAAGGGUGGAAAGCUGGUAGCUAUUCCUUUCUACAGGAUAAAAGCUUGACAUUCGGAAUGAAGUACAAAUUGGGGACACUAUUGCCAUCAAGUGAUGCAAUACCCAUAAGGCAAAGCCGGGUGAGCGCAGACAAAACCUUCCCAAGGAAAUAUGACUUGCGCAAGGAAUCGAAGGGGCAUGUGUCUAAAAUCCGAGACCAAGGGGAUUGUGCCUCAUCCUGGGCAAUUAGUACAACUGAUGUUACCUCGGAUCGGCUUAAAAUGAAAAUGACUAGCGGAAUCAAGGUAGAUUUCUCCCCACAACAACUUAUCUCUUGCAUUGGGGACAAGCAACUUGGAUGUACAGGGGGACACUUGGAUAGCGCAUGGGAGUACAUGAGAUUACAAGGAGUUGCAGAUGAAGAAUGCUACCCUUAUACCAGUGGCUUAUACAGCUCUAAGAAAACAUGCCAAGUAGAAAGAUCAUCAUCAAGAUCUAAGAAUGGUGUAUGUUCCAAGAAAAACAAAAUCUACAAAAUGGAUAAACCAUACAGAAUGCCUAACAAUGAAAAGGAAAUAAUGGAGGAGAUCCUCACCAAUGGUCCUGUCCAAGCCACCUUUGUUGUGCACGAAGAUUUCUUUAUGUACAAAAGCGGUAUAUAUAGACAUUCUGUUGCAGCAGAUGAUAUCGGGUUAAGUGGCUACCACUCUGUCAGAAUAGUGGGAUGGGGCUCUGAAUGCAGUUCUCAAGGGGACACAAAAUAUUGGAUUGUUGCCAACUCCUGGGGAAAACAAUGGGGAGAACAGGGAUAUUUUCGAAUCCAGAAAGGCGUGAACGAAUGUGAAAUUGAGUCAUACGUGGUUGGUGUAACAGUCAGGCCAAGUGUUGUCAAGAGGAAGCUCCAUUCUGUUGUUAUAGAAGAUCUAACAGUGACCAGUCUGGGGAAUAUAGUUGCAAUGGGUCGGUCUACAACAAAGAUCUACAACAGCAGUACAUUCCAGAUGAUCAAAGAAAUAAACAAGGGGUUCUUACGUGUUACAAAAACCACAGAUGGCCAGCUGGCAUUUACAACCUACCCCUACAGCAACAAAAUCCACAUAUAUAGUGAGGAUGGGUCGCCCAUUCGUACCAUCACCUGUGCAGCACCUGCAAGUAAGCUAAAAGCUAUAGCCUCACUGCCAGCAGGUUGGUUCAUAGUGACUGAUAUAAUAACCAAAGGAGUGUAUAUGGUGGAUUCAGCAAAUGGGAACGUCACACUGAUCUCUCCAUCUGGUAUGUUCAGUCCCCGGUUCAGUCGCCCUUGGAAUGUGGCAGUUGGCAUCAACAGUGAGAUCAUCGUAAGUGACUGGGGUGGUAAUUUCAUCAAAGUGAUCAACAGAGACGGCCAUGAAAUCCUCCAUUAUGGAGAGAGAGGCUGGGAAGAGGGACAACUGAAAGGUCCCUGGGGUGUCUGCACAGAUAGCAAUGGAUUUAUUAUUGUAGCAGACUCAGGAAACAACAGGUGGGGGAUGAAAAAGGCCAGCUGUUCAUUGUCAACUACUGAGACUAAGUCUAGCUCCCUGAAAGUGAACAGAAUAAUCAACAACAACAACAUCAGCAUGGACAUUAACAACAAUUACAUCAACAAUAAACAAGACAACAACAAUUACACAACAGUAAACAAUACAACAACAAUUACAACAACACAGAUAAUUAACACAGAUCAUGCCAAAGAAUCAAAGAGUUAA